Messenger RNA from Syngnathoides biaculeatus (alligator pipefish), 2868 nucleotides. It is a transcript of the gene f3a, whose product is annotated as coagulation factor IIIa. Gene Ontology annotation, molecular function: protein binding. Gene Ontology annotation, biological process: blood coagulation. Gene Ontology annotation, cellular component: membrane. The transcript has 7 exons. Lineage: Eukaryota; Metazoa; Chordata; Actinopteri; Syngnathiformes; Syngnathidae. Bases 444 to 1319 code for a protein of 291 amino acids. The record is from RefSeq and is a predicted model, not a curated record.
GUGCCAUUGGAGACUAAAUUGCUCCUAGGUCUAAUUGUGAGUGGAUUGUUGUCUGUCUCCGUGUGCAACUGCAAUUGGAUAGCAAUCACUUCAGGGUGUAGUCUGCCUACUUCCAGAUGACAGCUUGGAUAGGUUCAAGACAUUCAAGCGAGCCUUGUGAGAAUAAGCGGUUCAGAAAAUGGAUGGAUGGAUAUUUUCACGUUAUGUGGCAAAGCAAGCAAAUUAAAUAUGGCGGUCCCGUUUACGUAGCACAGUAACUUGCCAACCCCCCAAGGGCGGGGUCUAUUUAUGUUAGAUGGUUAUAAGUUCAAAUCACAGUAGUCACGCAAGCGUCACUGGAAGAGUUCGCUAAAAUCCUGUAUAAUAUACAUCAUCUAAGAACAAAGUACAACAGAGACAUUUUCAGCUGGAUUAUACAAAGUGUGGAAUUUAUUGAACACAAAAUGCUGACGACAAAAUGGACACAAGCAGCUCUGGCGGGUCUAAUACUAGGCUUUCUCUCCUCAAACGCCAUCACAGGCUCUUAUCCCACUGCACACACCGUCAUCUGGAAAUCUACCAACUUUAAAACCAUUCUGACUUGGGAACCAUUACCGACUGAUUACACAUAUACUGUGGAGUUCUCUGUGAUUUCAAGGGACAAACAGAGGAACUCUAAUUGCAUACGUAUCUCAACAACUAUGUGUGAUCUGACCAGUUCACUGACUGACUUAAAUGCCUGCUAUGUAGCCGAUAUCCUGUCUGAACCUCCACUGGGAGUAACUUCUGACCUCACUGAGUUUCCCUAUACAAGCUCAUCACGAUUCUGUCCCUCCAAUGACACUGACAUAGGCAGACCUGAUUUCAAGGUGGAGGUGAACAACAACAAAAAGAAGACUACACUGCAUGUGACUGACCCACUAACUGCAUUGUUUGAUGAUGAUCAUCAUCAGCUGAACAUCAGAGACAUUUUCUUAGGGAAGCUACACUAUAAAGUAACAUAUCGUAAAAAUAAGAGCACUGGCAAGAAAGUGUUCAUCUCAAAGAGCAGUGUAAUGGAGCUGACUGAUCUGGAUCAAGGAGAAAGCUACUGUUUUAACGUUCAGGCCUUUAUAACAAGCCGUAAUAUCAAUAAACAGCUGGGAGAGUUGAGCCAAACUCAGUGCUCUGAUAAUGACAAACACUCCAUCUUUGAAGUUUAUUCAGUGGGUUUGAUUGCAACUGCCAUCGUCCUCAUCUUGGUGCUGAUCAUCAUAACAGCUGUAACAAUAGUAUGUUGCAGACGCAAGAAGACCACCCUCAAAACUGAAAUGGAAGGGGUUCCACUCCAGAGUGUAUAAUUGUGGAUCACCUAUUGCAGAUUCAGUGCAACACAGGUUUUUUUUUUCCACACACACCCCCACCAAAAAAAAUGGUAAUCUCACAGGACGUACUGUAUCACGUUAAAAAGCCCCAACACCCCAAUAAAAGCCAACUCCGCCUUUUGAAGCUAAUUGACCGCAUCAUCGAAUUUACACCCAGCAACUCCCUUUCUCCCUUCCUUCUUCUUCCAAUGCUCAUUUUUCAGCUGGUGACUCUGUGUGCAUGACCUUUCUAGUUCAAAAUGUAUCCAAAGUGCUCAUGCUUGAUCUUAAAGCUGCUGCCAAACACCCAAGCUGAAGAGAAAGAUGCAAAAUUAGAGGAUUGCUUUAAAAUUAUGCUGCUUUCAUAUUGCGGACAGCCGAUUGGGAAAAAAAAAUGGCCUGGUGACAAUGAAGAAGAGAAGAGGAGGGAGCAGAUGGAUCGGCAAAAAAGUGAAACUUUUGGAUAUGAUCAAAGACCGCAGAUGUGACGCUUUUGUGCCGCCAUUAUGUCGUGAAGAAAUCAGUGGCGCGCCACAUAAAGAAUGAUGUGGUAACAUCAACAUGAACCAUUCAACCCCUGGAAGACGAGGCAAAGGUUGGUUUGAAAACUUUCAAAAAGCGUGUGACAAUAUGGAAUGAGCUGUCGAGUUUAGGAAUUGUGUUGAUGGCGUUGUGUCCUUGUACAGGGUGUUGGAUUAAUCGUACAUGAAUUUAUCUCAUAUCUGCUCUCUUAUUUUGCUUUGAAUCUUCUUUUGCUAUGCUAACUAUGCUUCUAUUGACUCGUGUUUGGUUUGUUUGUUUACGGUUGUUUGUUUAUCAACUCACGGUUGCUUUAUUUAUCACGUUUGUUCCAUUUUGCACUUCCCUACGGAACUAAAAAAGACGAUUUGUGACGAUUUGGCCAAAACGAGCUGGAGAGAGACACAUCCCGCAAAAGUUCCUCUUGUCGAGGUGAAAUGGAAGUGAUGUAACAGCGGAGCACCAGAAGUGACAUCACAACAAUGCACCAUGGACAUUCGGUGUGAGACUACAAGACAUAACAUGUUAGAUUUGCUUGUGACUUUCUGUACUGAAAUAAAAAAAAAAUACAUUAUUCUUUCAUCAUUUUACAGUCUUCUUCUUUUCCUCUCAGCUUGUCCCGUUCGGGACAUCAUUUCAUCUUUUUCCAUCUUAUCCAAUCACAUGCAUCUUCCUCUUACACCCACUGUCCUCAUGUCUUCCCUCAUAAUGUCCGUCAACCUUCUCCAUGGUCUUCCUCUCGCUCUUUUGCCUGGAAGCUCCAUCCUCAGCUCCCUUCCACCAAUAUACUCACUCUCUUGCCUCUGGACAUGUCCAAACCACUGAAGUCUGCUCUCUCAAACCUUGUCUUCAAAACAUCCAACUUUGGCUGUCCCUCUAAUUACCUCAUUUCUAAUCCUAUCAAACCCGCUCACACCGAGCGAGAACCUCAACAUUUUCAUUUCUACUACCUCCAGCUCUGCAUCCUGUUGUUUCUUUAGUGCCACCGUCUCUAAUCCGCACAUCAUGGCCGCCCUCACCACUGUUU